Toxoplasma gondii ME49 is the source of this 5348-nucleotide messenger RNA. RefSeq names its product WD domain, G-beta repeat-containing protein. The transcript is spliced from 11 exons. Bases 728 to 4918 code for a protein of 1396 amino acids. The record is from RefSeq and is a predicted model, not a curated record. Lineage: Eukaryota; Apicomplexa; Conoidasida; Eucoccidiorida; Sarcocystidae. Gene Ontology annotation, molecular function: protein binding; U3 snoRNA binding. Gene Ontology annotation, cellular component: 90S preribosome; nucleolus; small-subunit processome. Gene Ontology annotation, biological process: endonucleolytic cleavage to generate mature 5'-end of SSU-rRNA from (SSU-rRNA, 5.8S rRNA, LSU-rRNA); endonucleolytic cleavage in 5'-ETS of tricistronic rRNA transcript (SSU-rRNA, 5.8S rRNA, LSU-rRNA).
AUUCUUCCCUGGAGAAAGUCUCUCGCCGUCGUACGCUUCUUUCCGGCUCGGUCUCGUCGCAGAAGCGUUUCUCCUCUCUGCGAUUUCCUCCUCGUUCAGGCUGUGCGACUCACUGGAGAAGAAGUCGUUCUUUGUUUGAGGAGACCGCGAGCGACCGACUCGUCGUGUUGACUUUUCGCGUUACGUCAACAGUUGCUCAAUAUCUUUUUCUCUUCUCUCUCUGCGCGUAGGAAGACAACAGAGUCUCCCCUCUCUUUCCUCCUUGUGGGGAUUGCAAAAGAUGCUUCAGCGCCAGAGAGACACGCAGCGCAGGACGGCCGGAGUUUUUUCGAGAGAGUUUUUCCACGUUCCUGAAUUCACGGAUGAGGCAAAAGGAGUCGGAAAACGAAACAACACAAUGGAGGCCCCUGGUGUACGUACAGUCUGGUGAAGAGACGCCCAUGCGUUUUCAAGGUGCUCUGCCUGUCGCCUUCAGCAUUCGUUCUGAAUUCCUCGUCUCCUUCGUCUCGCUGCUUGCCUUCCUCGUCUGUUCUUCUCUCUCCUCUCCCUUUCCUCCCUCCUAUCGUAAUCUCUUUAACGAAUCGCUGUCCUUCCUGUGCACCUCCUGCUUCUCUUCUUCUCGUCUUCUCUCUUCUUCUUCCCCUUUUCUCUUUUUCGCUUCUCUUUUUCGCUUCUCUUUUUCUCUUCUCUUUUUCUCUUCUCUUUUUCUCUUCUGUGUGUUGUCCUGAUGGCUGAGUUGUCGACAACGUGGCAGCCGCGGCUGCUGCUCCAGUCCUUCUGCGGCAACUCCGCAACUGUCUCCUCAGUGUCGCUUUCCACCCCAAACGCUGUCUCUUCUCCAGAGAGAGAAGAAACACAAGUUCUCUUCUCUCUCUCUGGCGGCUCUCUCUUCGCUGUCGCGUUGGACGCCGCCGCCCGUUCAGCCGACGAGACAAAUGAGGCGGAGGCCUCGACGGAAGCUUCGGGCGUUGUACCUACACCUGACGAAGAGGGGCAGGUGACUGCGCCGGCCUUCUUGCGGAGUCCAUUCGCCGCACCCCAGCAGCUCGUCGACGAAGAAGUGGAGGAGGGCCUCGCAGCCUUUGCUGCGUGCGACCUCUCUUUGCCUUCUGCUUCUUCUCCCUCCUCUGCGACGCACAAAGACGGCUUUCUCGUUACUGCGGGAGCGAGCACAGGCCUUGUGCGCUGCUUCCGGGUGUACGUACAGCCGAAGCGCCAGGAAGCGACCCCCGAAGAAGACGACGACGCGGCGGAGGCGUCGCGAGGCCUGCAGCUUCUCCGCGCGAUGCAGCAGAGAAAAGGAAAAGGGAAGGAAGACGAGCCUUCCUCGCCUUUUGUCUUGAACGGAGAAAACGGAUCGGGGGCGUGGUUAAGGAUGGAGGAACUCGUAAAGUGGAAGAGCUCCAGCGCAGUCGCGCGCUUGAUCGCCUUGUCCCCUCCCUUUGAGGCGCCGUUUCUUCUGUCUAAAGGACGGAAGGCCCUCUGUCGCUGCUUGGCGAUCGGCUGCGCAGACGGCGCCGUCGAAUGUCACUUGCUCAUCUUCUUCGAGGGAAGAAAGAAGUCCGAAAGCGAACAGGACGGACGCCUUACGCAGCUGCAGGUCGUCCAGCGCUGCUUCGUCGACAGACUCAGUGGAGAGGCUGUCAGCGCACUGAAAUUUCAUCCCUCGCGUCUCCUCCUGGCUUUCGGCGGCGAGCGCGGAAGCCUCAGACUCGUCGACCUGUGCGCCUUCGUCUUGUCGUCUCUCUGCGUCGCUGCCGGGCGCCCGGCGCCCUCGACUCCUCGCGCGACUGUGCAUCCACUCGCCGAUCACAUGUCUGCGAUCAACAGUCUGUGCUUCGCAGCUGGAGAGGACGCGCGACAGUCGCGAGCGGCGGGCAUGCUUGUGUCUGCGGGAGGAGACCGCCUCCUCAACUUCUGGAACUUGCACAGCUUGUCGGAGAACGCCGGCGAUCUGGAGGCGACCGCCGCGGAACUCAGCCAGCGAAGAGACAAGCAGAAGAAGGAACGGAGCAAGGCAGAGACAGACCUGGCGCCUGCCUUCCAGCUCCCCACCUCCGAACUCGUCACCGCCAUGGUGUACGUACACCCCAGCGCGCCGGGGGUCGCGCGAGAGCCUAGGGCCGGAGACAAACAGGAACCUGCGGGUGUGCUCGUUGUCGGAGGAGAACAAGGAACGCUCUUCGUCUUCUCUCUUCAGCAACGCAAGCUCAUUCGGAGCAUUGACCUCCCCACUCGGAGCGCUGCCUCCGUCGCCGCCUCUCUCGCGUCUCCUUCCCAGUCACCGCAGAAGCAACUGGAGGACUUUAACGCCGUCGUCCGCAGCCUUGUGCUGCUUCCGCGCCGCGGGUCGCCGCAUCUGCUCGCGGUGCAGGAGUCUGGCGCCGCGGCCUGCCUUCCUCUCGCGCUCUUCUUCUCGUCCGCGAAAGGGAAACCGGAGCUCGCUCUCAAGCCCACCUUCUUUAUCGGCAGAAUGGACGGCAUUCUCGGCAUCAAGUUCCUUCCGGAACCGCCUGCAUGCGCCUGUCCCUGCUGCUCUGCCCGGCGGGCCUCUGCACUCGGCGAGGCGCAACUCUCUGGACGGGGAAAAAGAAAACGCGGAGACGUCCAAGAGGAAGACUCUGCGUCGCGGGCGGCCCCUGCGUUUCCUCGUUCGCUCGUCGCUCUCGUCGGAGAACGCCAGCCGUGGGUGUUACGGCUGGACGGCCCUGCUGGGGAGGGACAUCCUGUGGGAUACCAGGCAGCUGCAUGCGCAGCAGAACUUUCAGAGGGACAUCAAGGUGAACCUUCGCGGUUUUCAGAGGCGCAUGCGGCGCCCGCCGUAUGCUGCGAUGUAUCGCGAAAGGGUUGCUGGGUGCUCAGCGGUGCCUCGGACGGCUCGCUGGCUGUUUGGCAUGCGGCGACUGGCAGAUGCCUGGCGCAAGUCCCUCCAGGCCACCAUGGCGGCGCAAUCAACGCUGUGGCUUUCCAGCAGAAAGAAUGGCUGCGGCCGUCGCCGCUCUUCAAGAAGAGUAUGCGUGAGGGCGUUUUAGCAGCCUCUGGACGAAAAGAAAAGAAGGAAAGUUCUGACCUCUCUGUUCCGCUGUGCGCCUGCGACUGUCGCGGCAUCAAUGCCUCGACGCCUCACGCGCUGCUCUUCGCCGCUGCGUCUUCUGGGGACCAUGCUGUGAAAGUCUGGAAGGCAGAGAUCUCUCCUUCGUUUCUCUCGGGGAAGGUGCGAGGAGACGACGAACCUGGGGCGUCUGGAAAGAAAAAGAAAACAACGGAUACAGGACAUUCACAAAUCCUCGUCACUUCUCUCGCCUCCGUCGUCGCUCAUCGCAAGGAAAUCAACGACGUCAAAAUUUCUCCCAAUGACGCGCUUCUCUGCACAGUUAGUCAGGAUAAAACGGGGAAGUUGUUUUCCUUUCCUUCUCUCGUGUACGUGGGCGAACUUCGAGGGCAUUCGCGCAGCAUUUUUGCCUGUGCGUUCCCCAAGCGCGAGAAAAUCGUGGCCACAGCAAGCGCAGACUCGACAGUGAAGCUCUGGAACGUUGACACUUGUGCAUGCAUCAAAACCUUUCAGAGCACUGUGGGAGGCGGCGUCCUCGCGCUUGGUUUCCUGUCGAGAGACACGCAGCUGGUCACCGGAACCAGCGAGGGUCUUCUGCAGCUAUGGAAUUGCAGAACUGCGGAGUGCGUCGGCUCGCUUCCCUCCGUUCACGAGGAAAACAAGAUCUGGUGUCUCGACGUCUGUGGCCCCGCAAUGGUCACGGGCGGCUCCGGCGGACAACUUUGCCUCUGGGAGGACGUCACAAAUCUUGUGCGCCACAAAGCCGAGCUGGCGCAACAGCGCGAGACGCAGCAGCUGGCAGCGUUGAAGUUGUUGGCUGCGGAGGGUCGAGGCGACGAAGUGUUUUCGCUGCUUCUGCGUCUGCGGAGGAGAGCAGGGAUGCGCGAGUUCCUGGAGAACCAGUGCGGGAAGAUUCUUCUCCAGGCGUUCCAGAGAGGCCUGGAGCUCCAGCGACGCAUCGCCUUAUAUUCGGGGCAGCCGCUCGCUCGCUCGGGCUCUGACCAAGACGCGUCGGCGUCGACUUUUGGGCGUCUCUCCGCCUUUCUUGAGUCUCUUGAGGAAGAGCGCGUAGCCGCUCGAGAGGACGAAGACGACCGACGGGGAGGGCAAGAGAGCAAGGCAGAGUUGGGAGCCUCAAAGAAGCGAAAGGGGGAGAAGAAAGUCAAGGGUGAGGAGACAGAGGCUGGAGUGCGAGGACGUCCAGACGCGCCUUUGCGGAGUGCGUGGCUGCGAGAUUUGAACGGCGACCUGUCGCUUCCUCAGUUGCUGAGGAAAAUGAAGAAGAAGGACGUAGCGACUCUUCUUGAAUUCGCCGCUGCGUGGAACACCAACAGUCACACCUCGUGGCUUGCGCAAGGCUUGGUGCGCCUCCUUCUGGAAGCGCGAGGCGAAGACAUUUUCGAAGGUGCAGAGAAGGCCGGAAGAAACGUCUCGGAUGUCGAGAACGUGAUCAGCAGCUUCUGCGCUUACACCGCGAGACACGAUCGACGUCUGACGGCUCUCAUCGAAAAAACAUUUCUCCUGGAUCUCCUGCAAGGCUGUGAAUCCGGAGACACCCGGGACCUCGGAGACCGGUGGAGUGGAGAGACGCGACGAGAACCACACAGAGAGAAAACCUUGGACCCCCGAGACGCAACGACCUUCACAAGACUCUGCCUCUACGGAGACGAAAGCGAACAAACAGAAAUGAGUCAAGGAAAGAAAACGAAAAACGAACCCAAACGUGACUCUGACGAGCGAUCAACGCAAGAAGAAGAGGAAGAAGAAGAAGGAGAGGGAGAAGAAGAAGAGGAAGAAGAAGAAGAGGAAGAAGAAGAGGAAGAGGAAGAAGAGGAAGCAGAGGAAGAAGAAGAGGCUGACGCAUAAAGACAAAAGAAUUAAAUUGGAUCGAGGGAAACAUUUCGAAGACCCUUCUUGUCUGAGUCUUGUUUGGAGUGUCCCUCCAUCCUGGCAUCUUCUGUUUCUGAUUUGUUUCCUCGUGUUUCUUGCCUUUUUCGUAUUCUCUUUGUCUCUUCUGAGAGUUGUCCUUUCUGUAUAAGGCCUGUUCGAAGCAGGUCUUGUUCUUUCUCGGGUGCGGCGCUGCUGCGUCUGUAUCUCUUCAUACUCGAUCGUUUUCUCUUUUCUUUCCUUCCACCUUUGUUUUCGGCGGUGCCCUCUUGUUCAAUUCUUGACUUUCGUUUCGGGUGUCUCCCACAGAAGUCUGUUCUUUUCUCGCCGGCUUUUUGCCACUGCCGUUCUCUCGGCAUUUCGCCUCCGGACACAACAGUUUUUUCCUUUUGCCGAUAUCCAGUUUCGA